AUGGCUGGCGUGAAGUCUGAUAACGCGCUCUCUCGCUAUGCAUCGUGCAUGCGAAAAAUUUCCACUAUGAAAACACGUUCUUCAUGGAGACACCGUGCGGCUCAGCACUACAAGAAAACACCCACAGAGAAAGCUUUAUUAAAAGCUAAACGAAAACAACACCGUACGGAAUACACAGAAGCUCUUGCUGCAGCCUGGAAUGUUGUGAUGGAGCAAGCUACUUUACUGCACGAGAAGUUUGGUCGUCACUCGGUCAACUACUACUUCGAGGAAAUCAUGCAACGCUCGAGGAUACGCAAGGGCACACGUAAGGCCUGUCACAACCCAAAUAACGAAUAA
Suillus bovinus is the source of this 339-nucleotide messenger RNA. RefSeq lists its product as uncharacterized. The coding region runs from base 1 to 339 and encodes 112 amino acids. The transcript has a single exon. The record is from RefSeq and is a predicted model, not a curated record. NCBI's taxonomy places the organism in Eukaryota, Fungi, Basidiomycota, Agaricomycetes, Boletales, Suillaceae.